GAGUGGCAGGGAGGGACAGUAAGGGCAGAGGGAGUGUCACGGGGAAGGGGAGGAGAGAAGCACAGGGAGGGGAGGCCAAGCUGCUCGCCCCCUUUAUAAGAGCCAGGGCAAGGUAGCUCCGCUGUAGUCGAUGCUCCAAAACUCCUCUAACAUGAAGGUGAUCCUGAUGCUGAGUCUCCUGGCCCUUGCCUCCGCCUUCGUUGUGCAGCUUCCCGCCCAAGCUCCCGUGCCCUUAGCCUACAAUUCCCCGUGGAGCGUCGUGCCAUACGUCUCCUAUUCCGUCGUGCAGCCCGGCUAUGUAGCCAAGACCCCAGGUGCCGAGCACUACGCGCCGCUCCCCGAGGGCCUCGCCUAUGCCUCCCACCAUAUCAACAUCAGACCCGCGGCCGGCACUGAAUAGCGCAUUUGACUCAACUUCCAGCUGGAGACGAACAUGAUGACGGACACUGCUGCUUCCCAGACUUUACUCCCAAUGUUACCUUUCCCCUAGGAGGAAACCAAAUGACUGCCAUGCAACGGUGGGUGGAUGUCAAAAUUACUAUCACCGCACAACGCCGCCCUUCCUCCCCAGCAUACAUCGGGGGAACAACAGUAAUACGAACACAGCAGAGCAUGGAGCUGUGCUGCUCGAUGAGCCAGACCACCUUUCGAUAUCAUUUUGUGGCGAACUAAUAGUUGUGAAAGAUUUUUUGUUUAAUAAAUACAUCAUGUU
Molecule: messenger RNA, 712 nt
Organism: Scylla paramamosain (green mud crab)
Lineage: Eukaryota; Metazoa; Arthropoda; Malacostraca; Decapoda; Portunidae
Exons: 2
Coding region: 131-400 (89 amino acids)
Source: RefSeq, a predicted model, not a curated record